This is a messenger RNA of Amoebophrya sp. A25, 8876 nucleotides long. NCBI's taxonomy places the organism in Eukaryota, Dinophyceae, Syndiniales, Amoebophryaceae. The record is from the annotation of a GenBank genome assembly.
AGGAAAGAUGAGGUGUUUUUAGCAUUUGGUUGUUUCCUUGAAAGCUCUGUAUAAAUCAGGGGAAAUGGCUACGACUUCAACCUGGUCUCAAUAGUGAUAUCGAUAUUGCAUCUUGCUGACGUGAUCUGUUAGUUAGUUAUAUGUCCUGUGGGCGAUGUGCAUUGUAGGUUGAGCCUGAAGUAGUUGAACAAUUAACAAUAUCGACGUACUUAACUGGUGAAAUAUGUCCUUUUGUUUUUUUGUGGUAAAUAAUCAUUCACAUUCUAGCUUGAUAGCUAAAUAGUUCUUUUUAUCAUAGAAACGUGUGUUGUCACGCGCUACUAUGCUUAUCCAGCAAUGGUAUGGCACUUCUGUCUGGGAACAAAUCGAAAUCUUCUUCUAUCUUAAACAAGGUCUGUUUUGUUCUCAGUUUUCUUCAAAAAUGUGACCUACUACUACUUCUACUAGUAUGCAAGUGUCGGAUCCUGCUUCAUUGAUGAUGUUCCAAGACCUUGAUGUAAUUUCGACAAUAAUAUGAGUAUCAUCGAUUCAGGUCUAAAAAAUAUGUUGUUCAUCUUCAGACAAGAUGCUGGCUUCUCGUCUGUGUAGAGUGCUGCUGCUUCGUGUCCUGAAGAUACUCAGGUAGAAACACGAGCUAGUGGAAGAGCCGCCGGAAGUGCUAGAAAAGUGAGGACAACCUCGAGAACCAGAAGUAGGAGGUUCUUUGCAUAAGUUAGGUGUGGAUAUCAUGGUGUUGAUGGCACCAGGAGGAUCGCCGCAGAUUCAAAAGCCAGGAGGUGGGGCCACGGAUCUGCGCGCGGCAGAUUCCAUGAACGGUAUCAGGUGGAAAAUCCGUUUUUAUGCACCUGGCUGGAUAUUUUUCUACGUGUUGUCCGCGGUUUUGAUGGUGUGUACUAUCUUGUACGUGCGGCAUCAUCGAAAGUUAAGGCGGAGACUGCGCAAUCACCGCCAGGUGGUUGACCGCAGUGAGGUGGACUUGGGUGACAAACCAGGCACAGUACGCGUGGAAGUGCUGAUGCAAAGUGGGUACCGGGACUGGGGUCUGGGUCUGGCCUUGUACUUAGCGUGGUGGCUGGCGCUUGCGCUGGUCACUCUCAUAGUCCUCGUCUCGUGGAUUCUAAGAACGAAGCCCGUAGCAGGCUUAUGGAUGACCAACGACAUUUUCUGGCUCGGUUUUUGCGAACAGGAGGCUGCACGAGAGAAUUGCGCGUUGCCACGCGUUGACUUGCUGAACCUCAAGGUGUUUUUCAUUUUCUGGUUCCAACUUGCUUUCGUGGGAUGGGUUAUCAUGAGCCAGAAAAGCGUCGACUUCAAAAACCUCUUUCGGGAACCCGUCGCCCUGAAAAUCGCGGAUCAUGUCUGCGUGGAAGAAUACACGGUAGACGUCGACGUCUUGCACGGACCCAAAACCUGGGAUACCAAGGACCUUGAUGCGGAUGACCUAGACUUUAUCGGCAGCAACUCUGCGGCACAGGAUAAAAAGGAAACUCCAGAGGCGGCACCUUCAGGAGCAAGAACAAGUGGUGGAGUGAAUAUAGGCGGGUUCAUAGGGUCGCCGACGUCGGGAGCAUCGUCAAGCGCUUUUGGAACUUCAGAAGAAGAAAAAGAGCAUUUGCUCCACAACCGCGAGUAUUUACGGCAGCCUAGGAGCAGUACACAAUAUUGGCGCGGACACGAAUCCGCGGUCUUGAUAGACCGCCGGGUACGCGGCACCUGUUCCGUUCGCACAGAAGACGCAUCUGUGAAUGCUAGCAAGCCAGCUGCCGCAGGAGCAGGAGUCUCAGGUAGUCCUCUUACAGGAGAUUCAAAUGCAUUAUCUUCUUCGGGCGACCAGGAAGGGGAACAAGGAUUUCAAGAUGAUAGAAGAGACCGAGCAAUCGAGUUUGAGUCCAUGACUCUGUUUUAUCGACAUGGCGCUUUUCGGCCACCGGCGAACCCGUUGAUGGAGAUGACCUUGGCGCAGUUGAAGACUCGCGCGCCGCGCGUUCUGGAUGCCGUGAGCGGAAAGAUUUUGCCGCAGCCGGAGUUAGGGCACCUAGAGGAGGUGCGCAAUGAGCUGCAGAUGCCGGCUCCCAAUUUUUGGUACAUCAUGUUCUGCGAGAUCUGCUUGAUCGUGAAUAUCUGGCAGAUUGGGCGGGCAGUCCAAUCGGGCAUGGACGGGAACGUGGUCUUGAGUGUCAUGCCGUUGGGCCUUGUGGUCCUGCAACUAAUCUACGUGUCUGUGAACAAGCGGAGAGCGGCGCUGCGAAUGCGAGAAACAGCGCGACCCCCGCAGACUUGCGUGCGUGUGUGGCGCCGACUCGUGCACACUGGACCAGCCACCUCUAGUACUUUGUUGGAGCCGGGGCAACAGCGGGAGGUGCAACAACGGGGAGUGCCGCUUUUUGCACAAGCAGAGGAGCAGGAAGCCAGCAUCCGUGCUGAAGAGGUGAUAUCUACGGACCUCGUUCCAGGCGACAUCUUCGAGUUGCCAGAAGGUGCGGUGGUGCCCUGUGAUUGUGUGCUCAUCGACGGCUACGCUCUACUAGACGAAUCCGAUUUGACCGGUGAGCCUCUGCCUAUCGCAAAAAUCCCGGUGGAACAAAAGAACGAGGUUUUCGACGUCAAGUUCCACGCAAAGCGCUACUUCUUGCAGUGUGGUACGACCGUCUUGCAAUCCGAAGGGCCACCGGCACCGCCGUUGCUCGACUCAGGGAUCGAUAGCGAGCAAAUUCCGAAGACUUCUUUAAUCCGUUCAGAGUCCACCCGACGGUUCAAGCGGCUCGCUUCCAAGGAAAUAAGACUGCGCAAGGGCAGCAUGGCCAGCGGUCCCGUAGAAGAAACGGACGACGAUACCUCAACAAUUGCUGAGGAGAGUGAGGACGAGAUCAAAAUCGGUAAGGGCCAUUUGUCUGCGAACGGCGGCGCGAUUGCACUAGUCAUGUCGGUGGGUCCGUUCACCAAGAAGAUGGGCAUGAUUCGGAAGAUCCUGUAUCCUAGUGCCGUUCGAUACCGAUUCGAGGACAACUUUUACGCUCUGCUGUUUUUCUGGGUGCUCGCGCUAGUCUUUUUGACCAUUACUCCAAUGCUAAUAUCGGCUUUCAGAUACCCAAAUCUCAUUUUUCCUGCUGUCGUGCAAGCUAUCUAUUCCGGUUUUUUGAUUGCUUUCGUGGUUGUAAAUCCGGUGAUGUUGAGCGGAUUGAUGCUGGCGCAGGAGAAUGCGAGCACCCGCUUGCGCGCCGGUCAAAGUCGAACUCGGUCGCUGGAGUUGCGCAGACUGCUGAUGGCAGGCGAGAUCAACGUGCAGUGCUUGGAUAAGACCGGCACCAUUACCGAGGAAGGCCUCGGCUUGUCUCAGGUCCGCGGCGUUUCGUCGAUCGCGGGCGACAAGCCAGCAGCGCUGGUUGAUGGCGCUCGGAAAAGCCGACUGGAGAAUGUGUUCCAGCCAGGCCUCUUACGCAGUGACGACGCAGACCGCUUGCUUGAAGUUGCCUUGUGCACGUGUCACACUGUGCAGCGAAACGAGGACGGUGAGUUUUUCGGUAACAGCGUGGAGGUGGAGAUGCUGAGCUUCGCAUUAGGUGAAGAACUGACGUUCCGAUACGACACCGAGGCGAAGGCAGUCGGGUAUUUCCGCAAGUCAGAUCUUCUCUCGGGCACUGGAGAAACAAACGCCGAGGACGAACUCGUCUUGCGAUCACUAGACCGCACCCAGCUAGAAUCUCGGAGGGGAGCGGCUUUGGCGCGGCGCUCCGCACGGAGCUCGCAGGUGCCGCGGGACUCUCAGCCAUCAAAUUCGAACGGGGCAUCUGUGCUCUUCCGCACGAUUCGGCAAUGCGAAUUCGACGCGUCGGUGCAAUUGCAGUCCGUGGUGGUGGAGAGUACAAACGCCCCGCUCGGUGAGUCGCUGCGCGUGUUUGUUAAGGGCUCUUUCGAGGCGAUUGCGCGGCGCUGCAGGCGGGACACCAUUCCGCCCGACGCGGAACGAGUCAGCCGAGAAUUCGCACUGCAGGGCUACUACAUGCUCGCGGUGGCGACACGCGAGACGCCAGCCGUGAACAGUAACGCCGAACGCCUGUACUGGAAGGAAAUGGCGCCGCGCGCGGAACUCGAAAAUGACCUGACGUUUCUUGGCUUCCUUUACUUCCUCAACGAUCUCAAGGUCGAUUCGGCGGCAGCGUUGGCGGAGCUGCGCCACGGUGAUAUUCGCCUCGUUAUGAUCACGGGUGACAAUCUGUGGAACGGCGUUCAGGUGGGAAUCAAAUCCGGUCUAUUGCCAAAAGACGCGAUCGUUUUGGCGGGAGAGUUGGUCUCCUCAGACGAGGCAGCAUCUUCAUCGGUGCGUGACUCCUCCGUGGACGCAGCGACAUUGCAGUCGGGCAUAGACGAGAAGGCGCACUUAUCAACGGAACUACGGAGAAGCAACUCCCGAGGAGAUUCACCGAGGGCGUCAUCCGCUGCACCAUCAAGACAGGGCGCUAGCUCCGGCGCGGAUCAAGAUUCUUCGCUUCCCGUGCUGCAUUGGAGCUAUGUCGACGAGGGCCACGCGUCCCUGCGGCACGAGUUCGCGGCGCGCGUGCAGCCUACUGCGGGUUUAGACUACCCAGUUCGGAUCGGGUAUUUCGGUGACCAUCCAUCGACGCACAUGCCCUUGUAUGAUUGCAUAGACCAACCGCCUGGUCGCGCCUCGGCUGUAGCGUCUGGUAGAAGUGGCAGACGCGGGCGGGGAAUGCAGGAAGCAGGGGGACGAGAUCAAGCAGGUCUUCUAGGAGAUAGACGAGGCAGUUCAUCUGGCAGUUCUGGAGCAGGAGACGAAGGCGGUUCCCAGCGUCCCAUCUGCCUCGCCGUGUCGGAAGGCGCUCUGCUUUAUCUGCAGAGCAACGACGUGAAACUUGCAGAGCAGAUUUAUCGGGAGUGCAACGUUUUUGCGCGCAUGACACCAACAGGCAAGGUGGCAGUGAUUCGGGCUCUGCAGGCGGACGGUGCUAUCGUGGGCAUGUGUGGUGACGGCGGAAACGACGUGGGAGCGCUCCAAGCAGCGCACGCGGGUGUGGCCCUUAGCGGCGGCGAAAAAUCUAUGGUGGGCGCCUUUGCCACACCAAAGCAGUCCCUUUUCGCGCUGCCGGAGUUGAUCCGCGAAGGGCGCUGUUGCCUCCUCACAUCUUUGGCAGUGCUGCAAGGCUCCCUUAUCGCUGGCAUGGUCAGCGCCGUUUCUCGCGCAGCAGCUUCCAUUUUCUACACAUUCACCUCUUUCGCGGACGUGAUGAUUGAGGUAACCGUUAUCACGACCCUGGCUAUGUUUGUUUGCUGCUCACUCCCUCCGCGCUCGUGUCACCCAGACUUGAAGCAAAUAACGCGUGAAGACUACCUCGCGCAAGCGGAAGAAACGGCUAAAUCGAGGAAACAAUGGCGAGACAUGUGGAGAAGAGCGUGGUCGUUUUUCGGUUGCAGACGAGACAAAGAGCAGCGUGCUGCAGGACCAGAAACAUGGGGGACCAUUUCAGCGCCCAACGCGGCAGUGUCCUCGCAAGGAGCAGCAGCCGGGGACGGCCGGCCGACUAGAGGGGGUCAAUCCGUCGAGAGCGAAGAAAAGCAGGACCGAGAAAAGGCACGCAAGGCGGCGCAAGAGUUGGAAGUGUACAAAAGCCUGAAGACCGAUGAAGAAAUGGCGCAUUUACGGCACAAUCUAAAACCUGGCUCACUUCUGGCGCCGUUCGUGCCAAACGGUGACAUCAAGUCGUGUGCGAAUUCGAUGCGGCUCAUUGGCGUGGCUUUGCUCUUCAUUCCCUAUGCGUUUGCGUUGGAGUUCCUGCGCCAGGGGCAGGAGUGGGUAGAAACUCGCGGUCUCUUCGAGCUCCAACUGGAAAACGAAGAGGCCAACUGGCGGCGUGACAGGGAAAGCGGACAGCCGUUCUUUUUUGCUAUGAUAACCGGAGCGUUUCUCGGGUUGAGCUGCUUCCUGUGGGACGGCGGCCGUUUUCGUCGCGCCAUGUGUUUCAGCGUAAUGUGGAUCGCGUACUUUCUGGUUAUGUGUCUGCUCGUGUUGACGUUUUUCUUCGGCAAUACGGCUUGGAACGGGGUCACUCGACGCGGAACGGAUAAUAUCUCCAUGUGGGAAAAUCUCAACUGGGGACCUGCGGGUUUCCUUCAGUACCUCGAUCAGGUGGAUUUUGACGUUCGGGGCGAACGCCACUGGUUCUCCCGCGCUACCCCCGAGUCUACGGGGCGAAAGGAAAAUAGCGGGCGCUACUUCGUUAAUUUCGACGCCGGAAGCGGAGGAAUUUCAUCAAGCUCUUCUUGGAAUGUCGAUGAUUUGGGCUCGGUCCGCGUCUCAUUGCAAGAGGACGGGGAACGAUCGCAACCGCAAGUCCAGCUGCCACAGAGUCCUCAGGCAGCUGCAAUACAACAACAACAAGAACAAUUAGUGUUUUUUGAAAUAGACAGCAGUGGAGCGGUGAUCCCAGCUGCUGCUAUCGACGCCACAUCCAAAAUCAUGCAAAAGCAAGCAGGAGUAACGUCAACAUUGUCCUCGUCUUCGUCAACUUUUGUGUCUUUCGGAAGAGAAGCUGGAGUGACGACGCAGCAGCAACACCUAAAGACGUCUGCCAGUUCUCAGGCGAGAGCCCAGGCCCAGCAACCACCCCAGGAAGGGCAAGACCAAAAGGACAUUGUGGCUGCUGCUAGGAGCUUCGUUGAGAAGGGCCUUGUUCCACGGGCUAAGGCUGUCCUGCGUAACGCUUUUGAGCAUUGGAAGCAGACAGGAGCCGAAUCAUCUGGGUCACUCAAGAAACCUGCCCUUGAGAAUAUCAGCGCACGGUUGCACUGGGAUUCGCAGGCGCAUGGUGCGGUAGUGGUGGCGCUCGAAGGUGCCGGCGCAGCGUUGCACCAGGCCUUCCCGAAUGGCUGGUUGAAAAAGGAGAAGGACGUGGUAGCCCAUUUGUGCCAAGAAUUGUGCGAAGCAACCUGGCUCUCUUAUGGCUAAAAAAGUUGAAUCAAGACUUUAUAGGUCCAGGUAUCAUUUCAGAAAAUUCUGUCGGUAACAUCUCAAAGGUUUUUCGAUGUACCAUUCUACGUUGCUACCUGUAUAGGAACCAGAGGGUUGUUGACGAUGGAAAACACUGAGUACGUACGUUCUUACCUCAGGCUUCUUAUACAUAGAUACACUACCACUGAGUUCUUUUGCGCAGUAUGCAUCGUAAUCAAAUAAGAGAAGUGCUAGUUGCAAUGUCACCGACUCGUUUCUAAUAUUCAGGAGAAACGGAGUACAAAAACGGAGCUUCGCGAAGCCGUUUUUAUUGCUGGUACGUGGCAGUUGGAGUGGCACAGGACGUGUGCUACCUCGUACCCCGUGUCUCGCGACGCCGCCCGCUGGGUCCGGAGCAUGCGAACUACGUAGCAGAAGUUUUAGAUCCGAACGGUCGGGCAGGGCGAACUAAAAAUGCUUCAUCCGGGAAAAAGGCACCAGAUAGCUUUAGCCCCUUGGUCAUCCAGUCUCUCGCGAAGAACGCACCAAAGUCGCCACAAGAAGUGGUACGACCAUAGAAUAAACUUGCUUGUUGGGAUUUUUGAAUGAUUUUUUCUGAGUUUUGCCUUAAACUUUUUUAUUUUACUACAUACAACAAAACUACAUACGAGUUAGUGUUCGCUUUUGCUCGAAGCCGCACGUAUAGCAUCCUAAUCGCCUUUCAAUCUUUCUUCUUUCAGGUCGUCUUCAUGACUAACCGGCACACUGUCCUCGGUUGGCGCAGUGUCCGGGACUCGCGCCGGGCAAGUGGAGGCGCCCUUCGCAUGCGCAAGGAGUAUUUUCCGCGUGACGAUUUCUCUGUGAAUGAUGUGGACUGGUUUCCGGAAGUGUACUCGAAUUACCCUGCAGCUUGGUAUCCGAAAUUUGCGUGUAACGUUUUCGUGUCCGGUUUCUUCAUCUACGCAGCAGCCUUGGCUGUGGGGAUGAUCAUCUUGCAAUGGAUGUCCGGCUGAGCCAGAAAACGCAACCUAGUAAGAUAACUACUGACGAAGAACUUAGUGAAUACUGACAAUAUAACCUUUGUUUUUUAGCUAUUAUACUUUUGUCUUUGGUACUGUGUCUAGCUAGAAAUCAUGUUGCCAUAUGCAUAGUAUACAAGAACAAAUGAACGAUCCCUCGAUCGAGUCAUCCCAACAUUGAACUCACAAAUCCCUCGGUCUAAGCAGUCCUUUCAUUGGGCUUAUGCAGAUGGCAGCACUGAUAGUGCGUAUGAUUUUCCGUUGAAAAUAACUCCAGCAGAAUUCUGAUUGAUGAGUCGAAUUUCAUGCAGCGAACGAUCGAUGCCAGACGAUGUAUCUUAAUUUCCUCCGUUUCUUUCGUAUUCUUCGUUUAGUUCUUCCUUGUCCUUGUUCAGGAAGGUGGUGCUUCUCGUCAUUAAAAUUAUCUUAUCCAACUGACUGGUGAUGGUUUAGAUUAUCCAACUCACGGGUGAUGGUUUAGAAGCAAUGACAUUUCUUGCGCGAUCUUCUCGUAUGUACAAGUACUUGCAUAGAGUGGAACUAUCCUAGAUUGGAACUGUUAUCCGCAGCAAAGACAAAUGAAAUAUAGUUUCUGUAGGUCUUGUUCUUCGUGGUGUUGAUUGCAGAGCUACUCUUCGUUUUCUUCUUUCUUCUAGAUAGAUGAAGAAGAUUAUCCUCUCAGGUGACGUUUUUCGUCACAUCAAUGUCGGUUCGAAUUUGAGGCAGCUCUCAGCCUCUGAUGACUUUGACCCCACCUCGUGCUCCCAAGCGAAAUCGAACACCCCAUGUUGGACCACCUUUCCUUAAACAAUAACAAUCAAUGUACGUCGGACGUUUAGCGUUGCACAAAUUGCUAGGCAGCAAGCAGUGAUUACCCCAAGAGCAUUGAAUUCGAGUGGGACGCAAUCUCAAAU